This is a messenger RNA of Wasmannia auropunctata (little fire ant), 4278 nucleotides long. RefSeq names its product DNA topoisomerase 2-binding protein 1 (gene mus101). NCBI's taxonomy places the organism in Eukaryota, Metazoa, Arthropoda, Insecta, Hymenoptera, Formicidae. The record is from RefSeq and is a predicted model, not a curated record. The transcript has 26 exons. Gene Ontology annotation, biological process: mitotic DNA replication checkpoint signaling; mitotic G2 DNA damage checkpoint signaling; DNA replication initiation. Bases 246 to 4124 code for a protein of 1292 amino acids.
AUCAGCCCGAUCAGCCGUCGGUGAAUAAACAGAGACAGUCGUGUGAGGAGUACUGUGUGACAUUGCGUCUAUUUCUCGAUUUCCAAACUUCUCAAACAAGUUUUUCGAGUUUUGCACUAUGCUCGGAACCCCUUUACGCCCCGGCUCGCCGCUUUGCAAUGUGCUCGCGCGCACGCUCGUCUGCAGUGCUUUCCUGUAAAGUGUAACCUGCGCGAUCACAGUUCAGUCAGAGCUCGGAGCGCGCGAUGACGACCCAGGAGAGCCAGGUCGAGUGCAACGUAAACAUUUACUUCGUCGUGCCGAGUCAACUGAAGUCCGAGGAUGAUUGCGGCGAGCAGAUGUGGCUGGCAUUCAACAAAUGCAAUGAGCUUAGCUUGCAGCCAGAAUGGGUCAGCGAACAGUCUUGCAGUAAGAUGAAUCCGAUAAAAAGCGAUGUAUUUGUAAUAGAGGAAUUCAAAGGCGAUUUAUUUGAUAAGCUGAAGAACUUCAAAUGCUCCAGAAUAGUAUCGCCGAAGUGUCUGCUAUUUUGUUUUAUAAACAGUGAAGCGAUACCGGAAGGAACGAGUCCAAUAUAUACAGUAUCUAUGAGAAAUAUGUGCAUUUGUGCAUCAGGUUUUAAUUCAGAAACUAAGGAUUGGAUACAACAACGAGUCGAAUACAUGGGAGGCUUCUUCAUAAAGCAAUUAAGAAAUUGCGUCACACAUUUGGUAGCUGAUUCUGUGAUGUCCGCAAAGUAUGAGGCCGCUAUAGAAAUGAAGAUACCAAUUAUGACGAAAGAAUGGAUAAAAGUUGUCUGGGAGGCAAAUUUGAAGGAGAUGAUCAGAGCCGAUGACAAGUCUUUCGAUAAAUACAAAUGUCCAGUGUUUAUGAAUCUAAUAGUUACUUCGACAAAUCUUCCCAAACGUCAGAAAGACGAAAUUAAACAAUUGAUACACGAGCACGGUGGAAUAUUCAUGGGUCCUCUCGAUGGAACGAAGGUUCGAGUGGUUCUAGCUUCCGAAAGCGGUCCGGUGAGCGAUAAAUUAAAAUACGCCAUGGAGAAUAACAUUCCCUGUCUGAGGACCGAUUGGCUGUACGAAAGUAUUAAGAUAGGAUACGCUCUACCCUUCCGUAACUUUAUUAUCAAAUCUGUGAAAGCGUGUUCAACACCGGAGAAACCAAACACUCGAGAAUUGCUCAACUAUUCUGAGAUUAGCUCUAUAGCACAUGAUAAACGUGACAACAAUUACGUAGAUGAGACUUUAAGUUCGACGAUAUCAAAUUUUUCCUGCGUACCUCGAGUUUCCUGUGUAACUGGUAAACUCUUCGAUGUCGCUAAGCUACACGUAUUGGAUCGGCUGUCCUUCAACGAGGCAAAAUCAGCUGGGCCAUUUCUGGACGGAUGUAAUAUUUAUCUCGCUGGAUUUAUAACGAGCGUCAGAGACAAACUGAACAGAAUAUUAAACGUUGGCGGUGCGACGCGUCUCGAUGAUAUAUCGGAUGCUGUGACACACGUAAUUGUCGGCGACGAGAGUAGAGCGUCUGCAGAACUGAAAGUGAUAAAAUCGAGUGGUUUAUGUCCUUACAUAUUGAACGUGGAAUGGCUGGAGGAGAGUAUGAAACUGAAACGGCCUGCAUCGGAAGAGCUCUUUUUAUUUGAAGCAAAAGGUGAAGCUAAGAAAAACAUUGAGACGCCUGCUUCACCGCUUAGUAAGAAGAAUUUACAAAUGUUGCAACAACCGAAAAGACCUCCUGUGCCACUUUUCAAUAUAGAAAAAGAACUUUCUACCGUGAACGAAAAUGAACAAUCUGAUCUCGUGCAGCAAUAUUUGCAAGAAGAUCGUAGCAGUGUCAUGCAAGAGUUCACGAAAUCGCCUCGUACGCCAGUUUCGGAAGAUAAAGACCAAGGGAAUGUGAGUAACGUGAAAAGCGCGCGAAACAGUGAGAUUUGUUUAUCGAAUGCCCCACCAUCCAAAAACGAGGAAACCGAUAAUACUGUGCUGCUCAGUCAAAGCAGCACUGUCAACGAAAAGUUGUUCAAAGGUUUAGCGUUUGCCGUAGCUGGUUUUGACAACGAGGACAAUCAUGUGGAGGAGACAAUUGUAAUGUUGGGUGGACGUCUAGUUUCGAGAAGCUAUAUCGGUAUCCCGGAUUACGGCGUUGUGCCUGUGGACGGGGCACCCUUAAAAUAUACGGUUAACGAAAUCGUGAACAAUUUUUUUAUCGAAGAUUGCAUAUAUCAGGAGCAAAUUGUAGACGUCAUGUAUUACCACAGGCCGUUAUCUAUUAGAAAAGCUUGUGAUCCAUUAUCGGGAUGCGUCAUAACGAUGAGCAUGUACACUGGUGCCGAACGAAUGUACUUGUCGGCGUUGGCUACGAAACUUGGCGCUAUAUGUCAAGAUAUGUUUGCGCGGAAAGCUAAUCCAGAGAAGAAUACACAUAGUAGUACGCAUCUGGUUUGCCCAUCCCCGGAAGGAAACAAAUACAACGCGGCUGUGAGAUGGAAAUUGCCGGCCGUAACUGCCGACUGGCUGAAAACCUGCGCGGAUCAGUUAACGCUCGUAGACGAAACCCCGUUUCUCGUCGGAGAAACAAUUGCACCAGAUAAAUCGAAUAUCACUGGCGAAAUGAAUCUCUCGAGCGUACGCGAAAAGGGAAUAGACUUAGCAAAGGAGACCACGCCAAGCAACACACCAAAAAAUCGUUUAUCUCAGAUCAAGGAUUUAGCUUCCAUCGAAACUCCGUUGAUAAACAAGAGGCUCAGUCUAAUGAAUACGCCUCAGUCACCAUUUCACGUGUCCACUCCGGAGACUCCAUACGGACAGGUCUUUAAGCCCAAUCCUUCGCCGAACACGCGAAAAGGGUGGGCGAAAUGGGCGGAUAAUUUUCCGGAUUUGCAAGUGGAAGAACCGCCGAUAAAACGACGCGCACCUAGCACUCCGGUUGCAGAAUUGAAGAGACAGCUUCUGGAGAAACUGAAGGAAGCAAGAAGUCCUGAAAAAAAACGUGAAUCGAAGAAGCACGAGGAGAAUUCUUUUAUGGAAAGAAUCGAAAAGGCUGACGAUCAGUCUAAUAAAACCGCUCCGUCAACUCCCACCUCCACCAAUCAAAAGUUCGAUUUUAGUGAAAAAGGUAGCCCACUGCCAAAUAACGAAAUAAACAUGCAAAUAGCGCAACUGGAUCAAGUGCUUCAACGAACGUCGAAUACUCCUGAAAAUAGAUACUCACUGUCCGGGGAAAAUGCAAAGAAGUAUAAGGAAGCUUCCGAUCAUCUACAAAAAUUAGGUAUAGUAAAGGACUCGCAACCUAUCGACGCCAUUGUAUGGGAGGAUCCGGAUCAUCCAAAGCGGUCACUCUUAGAUAAGCUGUCAAGUAAGGAUAAACAUAGCGAUGAUAUUCACGAAGAACACGAGGAAGACGUUGCGAAACAUGAACCGGAACGUUGCGAACCACCGACAACACGAAAAUUUAUGCUGUCGGGUAUAAAGGAGAAAAAUGCAUGCGAACAAAUGAUAAAAGAUCUGGGCGGAGACGUGUCAGCGGAAGCAAAUUUCGACAACACUUCCACGCAUUUACUGUGCAUGAGGCUUUCCAGAAACGAAAAGAUGCUCGGUAGUAUAGCUGCUGGAAAAUGGGUCCUACAUUACUCGUAUCUACAGGAUUCCGAACGAGAAGGCGAAUUUCUCGGCGAGGAGGAAUACGAAUGGGGCAAUCCGAAGAGCAAAGACAGGAUUCCAGAGCCAAAUGGCGAGAUGGAGAAUGCGAUCGCGGCCGCGGCUUACAGGUGGCGAUUGAAAUUGCAGAAGGAGCUGAACGACGGUCCAUUUUCCGGUAUGGUAGCUCUGCUGAUGAUCGCCAAGGAGAAAUACGAUCAGUUCAAGAGAUUGAUCGAAGCCGGCGGCGGCUUGGUCGUACAAGCAAGACCGCCCUACGAUGCCAGUCCGUCCGGACGCAAAAUCACACACUGUUUCGUUAAUGUGAAACAGGUAAAUCAGCCUAUAGACUGGGCUAUGUUAGCUAGCAAGGGGAUCCUCUGCUUCUUGCCGCAGUAUCUCAGCGAUUAUCUGACUGCAGUGGUGCCGCUCAAUCCGCGGAAUUGCGUACUCCCAGAAUUCAAGAAAUAUCUGACGCUUCUGCCCAAGUAGCCAGGUCAAAAUUAUGCUUAACUUUACAGACAAUCAUGUGUCGAGCAUACCAAUUCGUUAAAAUACGUGGCAUACGAUAGUGUACAUAGCGAAUUCAUGAGAAUCAUUGUCGAAGAGCUCGAAAUAAAAGUCUCUUUUACAGAAAACAAUUAAU